CGCUUUUCUUUCUACCUUGUUUAUCUUCUUUUUUGCGAACACUCAUCGUUUGUCUCUCGCUUUCUAAUUAUCGUGCUUCCAUGGACCAAUACUCUCCGCAAUCACCCAAUGGUCUCUACGUCGAAGCUAUUUUUAAGUCCCCCAUCGCGUCCCCCCCGAGAUCUCCUAUGGUGAAACCUACGAGGACAGUGGCUAUCAUUAAACCCCAUGCUCUCGAGCGCAGGUUCGACAUCGAAAACAGGAUUACAGCGGCUGGCUUCGAGAUCGUGAAGGAACGUCAGAUGGAGUUCGACGUCGAGAGUGACCCUGAUACACUGUUCGAGUUGUUUGGAGAGGACGCGAACUCGUUUGCUGAGGGCGCUGUAUGGGUCUACGUCCUUGAGCGCCGCCGUGCCAUUGAAGUCUGGAAUACCAUCAUGGGUGACCCCGAUCCUGAAACAGCGCGUGCGACCUCCGCAACUUCGCUCCGAGCCCUAUACGGCAUCUCCAAAGAACAGAACGCGGUGAUGGGUUCUCCCGACGGCCAAACCGCCGAAGUGCAGAUCGCGUCCCUCUUCGCGUCUUCACCUCCCUUCCCCGCGACAGAACUCCCUGAUCACCUCGUCUCACCUAUCGACGGCGGUUCCAUGCGCUCUGUGUCCUCAUCUGUUCUUUCCGCACUGCGCCGGACCAGCGACGACAUGUCGCGGUCACAGGUGCACGGCGGGAGCAGUGGAGGCAGACGCACCUCAAACGAAGGCAUGUCCACACCAAGCUUCAAGGCGCGCCCGAUCCCCGCUUCGCACGUGACGCCCACGAUCGCACCCCGCACAACCCGCGCAGCCAACCUCCGCGCGGGCAUCGUCCCCGAGUCCCCGGAGCGCACGCGCGGGCCGCGCGUUGCCCCGAGUAAAGAGAAGCUCGCGCAGAUGUUUGUCAACGUCCCUGGGCACAAGCGCUCGGAUACCAUCGCGGUCGCCUCCACCGCCCCUCCCGUCGUCGCGCCCCGCAUGACACGAGCAGCAUCCCUGCGCCUCGGACAGACACCCGUCACGCCUCCGCGUCCGAGGCCCAGUGUGGACACUGGACGAGAAAAGAUGUUCGAGGGCGUCCCGGGCCAUAAGCGGAGGGAGUCGAUCUCGGUCGCAAGCACGAAGGCGCCAACGGUCACGCCGAGGCUGAACAAGAGCGCAGCAUUGCGCGUGCAGAAGGAGAAGGAGAAAGAAGCGACUCCGCCUUCUUCGUUUAACUUCCGCUCACCACAGAGAGCGCCAGCAUCGCUCUCGCGUUCAUCUUCGCGCAGCCAGCUCACCCCUUCUCGUCCUGCCUCGGCUCAGUCAAUCUCGUCAUCCGCCCUUCGCUCAACGUCCAAUACGAAUGGUGCGAAACUCACCGCUCCCUCCCCUGCGCCGCCAACUCCCGAGAAGCCUAAGAAACCACGCCCUUCGAGCCUGCAGGCGCCCGUCAUGGCGCCGCGCCAAAACAGGAGCGCAAUGCUUCGCGCGGCCAAGAUGAACGCCGCUCCAACUCCAUCACCAGCUGUGAACGGCAAGGCGAGCACGAUCAAGCCCAAGGUGGCCUCCAAGGCAGUUUCGAAGACUGUCACGGUCUAGUCACUGGCGAUGGAUCGCGUUGAGCUUUCGCCCUCUGAGUAUAAGAUACCCCCUCCAUGCGACUGGGCGCGGCUGAAGUUCCGAAAAUGAUAAUCGUGAGCAGACAUAUGACGUUUGACAGAAGCUAUUGAGACUUCCCCGCGCUGGCGCUCUUCGUUUGUGUUUUACUGCAUUAUUCUUACUAUAUGAGCAAUUGGUCAAUGUCUGUUUAUAUCUUUUGGUUGGUGGGUCCGAUCUCGUUCACGAGUUCUUAGUGAUUAUGUCCAGGAUAUACACACGUGCGCACUUCCCCGUGAUAUACGGUUCUAGUUCUUGCUUGCUUCGUUUAUGCAACUCUCCGCUCUUUCCGUGUAUGCUUUUGUAACAUUUUGACCUAUAUGUCUGUCGAACCCGAGACUCACAGACUGAUGAAUGAAUGAUGUAUCAGAACCUAGGUAUGCUGUUGCCUUACUUGCUUCUCAUGGGCCUGUUUUACAGUACACUAUAGAUACACGCAGUUCCAUG
Molecule: messenger RNA, 2096 nt
Organism: Heterobasidion irregulare TC 32-1
Lineage: Eukaryota; Fungi; Basidiomycota; Agaricomycetes; Russulales; Bondarzewiaceae
Exons: 4
Coding region: 81-1592 (503 amino acids)
Source: RefSeq, a predicted model, not a curated record